Malania oleifera is the source of this 717-nucleotide messenger RNA. RefSeq lists its product as uncharacterized. The transcript has 3 exons. The record is from RefSeq and is a predicted model, not a curated record. Bases 1 to 717 code for a protein of 238 amino acids. Lineage: Eukaryota; Viridiplantae; Streptophyta; Magnoliopsida; Santalales; Ximeniaceae.
AUGCAACUUAAAGAGGAGAUUACUCUCAUUCAGCGAGAGUCCCAUUCUGUCUCGGAGUAUCUCCAUGCCAUCAAGGUUUUAGUUGAUGAACUUGCUGUGAUUGACUCUCCCGUCUCAGCGGACGACACUACUUUAUAUCUCCUCAACGAUUCUGGCCCUGAAUUUAGUGAGAUUGCAUCGCCUAUUCGGGCACAUGAGAAUUCUUUUAUGUUUAAGGAGCUUUAUGAUAUGCUGGUUGGCCAUAAAAGUUACUUACAAUGUGUCGACGCAUCCAAUUCCAUGCUGGUUGCCACUACGAACCCCACUCAGCGUCGCAUUCCACUUCCACUUUCAACUGCAACCAACGUUCCAGCCCUGGUUCCUAUGGUCAACGUCGCCCCAACUUUGGUCGCAAUAAUCGUAGGGAGCAGUCUGUGGCUUGUGGAUUCCACUGCUUCUCACAACAUCAUCUCCGAUCUUGCCAAUCUCUCUGUUCACUCGGAGUAUGAUGACACGGAUGAGGUCAUCAUUGGCGAUGACUCAGUUUCAAGUGCUAUCACAAAAGAUCUUGCCAUUCCAGUGGUGCCUUCCAUUGGACAGAUACCCUCCUCUCCUACCACCGUGACAGACAGCGCUCCUGCAACUCCAUCUUUCCCUUCCUGCUCUUCAUCACUCUCCCCUGCACCUUCUCUACCAGAGGUAGCCACUUCAUCCACCAUACCUGCAUCUUUGACCUAG